Messenger RNA from Penicillium canariense, 882 nucleotides. RefSeq lists its product as uncharacterized. The transcript has 4 exons. Bases 1 to 882 code for a protein of 293 amino acids. Lineage: Eukaryota; Fungi; Ascomycota; Eurotiomycetes; Eurotiales; Aspergillaceae. The record is from RefSeq and is a predicted model, not a curated record.
AUGGUGAAGAAGCAACAGUCCAGCCCCGUUUCAUUCGACGCGAUCAUUCAAUCUGAUCGCCAGAAGAAGCAGAAUGAACUGCUAGCAAGUCAGAUUUUGGGCAAGAACAGAAACCAGAAGGGCCGCCGAGCAAGCGCGCCGGGGCCGGGCGCAGUAAGCAAAGUACCGAACGCGAAGCCGGGGAGCUUGGCCAGUCGGAUCGCGGCACCUCAGCGCUCUGCAUCAGCCUCCGUCCGACCCAACCUGACCAACAAGGUCACCAAGCCCAAACCAGCCCCCGCCACAGUCGCAUCCGCGCGGAAAUCUACCAAGUCUACAAGCCAACAUCGCCCGAAUGCCGAGCGUCUUUUGGCUGCCCUUGAGUCGGGAAAUACCCAAGCUACAAUUCGAAAAGCGAGUGGCGGGAUGUCCAUCAAAGGCGCCUCUGGCCCCUUCGUGGUUAUCGGAGCCAACUUUGCCCCCGGGACGACCGCUGCGGAUAUCCAGUCCGCAAUUGAGCCAUUGGCAGGUCCCAUGCUGAGCUGCAAAGUCACCUCACACCGCCCGAUUGUCACGGCGGAGUUUGUCUUUGCAGACAAAUGGUGCGCCGAAAACGUCGUCACCAACUUCCACAACCAAAGAGCCGAUGGGAGACUUUUGUCUAUGAAGCUGCAGCCCGCCGGAACCCAACCAACCAACAAAAGUAACCCUUUCAACGAGCUUCGAGAGCAAGCGGACCACGAACGACGGAAUCGUCGCGCGGAACCGACGUUACAGGAUGGCAGAUACGGUUUCGGUGAACAAGGCGAUCCUCUCAACCCCAAAUCAGGGCUGUACAGUGACGAGAUGAUAGUGGAUGCUCCGCAGCAGAAGAACCAGAAUCGCCGAAGGCCUCGACGGUAA